Molecule: messenger RNA, 2156 nt
Organism: Moneuplotes crassus
Lineage: Eukaryota; Ciliophora; Spirotrichea; Euplotida; Euplotidae
Source: the annotation of a GenBank genome assembly
UAAUUAUACAAAAUGUCUGGUCCACAGAAAGAAUCCCUGCCAAAAAAGUUUCUAAAAUUUCUCAACGACAGAUCGGAAUUCAACCGAUCUAACUCUCUGAAAAUGGAAGACUUAGUCUAUGAAGAAGAGUUUUCUGGUAUUUACUAUUAUCACUUCGAAUGUUCCUCAAUUGAGCCAGACCAUCUUUCUAAAGACUGUGAUGAAGAAGACCCUGCAGGGAUUGAAUGUGAGAUGGAUGAAGAAAGUUGAAGAAGAACUACCUUUGCUUAUUCUCAACCCUCAGAAAAGAAAAUAGAUUUUCCUAAACACUUUAAUUUUCAAGUUGAAGUUCGUGGACUCGGGAAAAAUCUAACAAGCUGAGAUUUUCAAGAGUCUUGAGAGAAAUAUUCUGAAGCUUGACAUAUUUCUCAACUACUCGAUGAACCCACUGUGGCUGAAGACUCUGUUGGGUCAAAAGUUAAUGAAGUUAGCAGUACGGGCUUGACCAGUGAAGGAGAGGGCCUGCAUGGAGAAGGAACAAAGGAGAAUGUGGUAGCAGAUUUGGGGAGGAGUGUUAAAGCAACUACCCAAUCCAGCGACAACUCAGAACCCAAUGACCACUCAAAACCCAGCAAUCAUUCAGAACCCACUGACCACCCAACCCCCAAAUCCUCCCUUCCCAGAACUAUGUUCUCAAACUUCCCUCUACCAGCCUACUCCCCUCACUCCAAAAUUCGCUCAACUCCACCCAGCAAUCACCCCUCACACUCUCUUCUCGAAGACCUAACCUCUAAAACUGAAACUCGUUCCAGCCCCGAAGAGAUAUUCUCUGGUUCUUCUGAAGAAGUCAAGGUAGAGGACAUAGAAGCAGGGGUGGCACAGGGUAUAGAUGAGAGAGGACAGAUGGAGCAACAGAGGAGAUUUUUGAUGGAGGAGAUAGAAAAAUAAGAUGGUUUAUGUGGAGAAAUGUGAUUUUCAGUUUAAUAUGCCUUAUGAUUGGACAAAUUUAAAAAUAAAAGAGUUGCAAUCAUUAGACCGUAUCUUAGAGAAGAUACCAGAAGAACUUGAUAAAGAGUGUGAUGAAGAAGAAAACCUCAUAAUCUUCAUAAAAGAAGGCCCUUUCCUCGUCAAAAUCUUACACCCAACUUUCAACCCCCAAGUCGAAGACUGGAGGAUCAAAGCUACAUCUCAAACAAAGAUUCCCAUCACAAACCUUGUUUCUAUUCCUCAUAACUCAACCACCUUUGCUCCUGCACAGAUCACUAAAGUAUUGAAAGGGCUGCGUACUAGCAUUAGCGAAAGUGAGGAUAGACCAAACUUCCGGAUAUACAAAAAUCCCACCUUCCACACACUUUAUCAAAUCCCUACACUCCUCCAAUCCCUCGCCUCCCAACAAGACCCGAACUCCUCCAUUCACUCUCCUAUCCCACUAGAACAAUCUGUUCCUGACCAUUCGAUCAUCUCCAGCUCGCAGCCAUACAAUUUCCCCUUAAACUACCUCAAGGAGGAACAAAGAGCUGCCUCUCAAGAACAAAUUAAGGAAAUGGCUGAAAGGAAAUAUGGGAUUGUGAAGAACUGGCACGGAGAGAUUGGAAGGGACCAAGAGGAAUGAGUAGAUCCCUUUCAAAUUAUUUUUGAGGGGUUUGACUUUUCAGAGGAUUAUGAGUGAUUUUUGGAGUUGGUGCAGAGGGUGGUGACGCAAGGGAUUAUGAGAGUUGAGUUUGAGAAGUGUGUGUUUCCCUGUUUUACUGAAGAGAGGUUGGAAGAGGUUGUGUUUGUGACUCCGAGUGAGCAAAUGAGGCCGCUUUAUGGAAUUAGCUUUGUUGGAUGUGUCUUUGGGGGAAUUUAUCAAGAAGAGAAAAAUUAUGAAUAUGACAAAGCUGAUCAAAUAGGCCUUCUGCUAAAUUGUCCAGGUUUACCAUCUCCAUUAAGAGAUCCAAAUGUAGAGCUACAAAUCGAGGGAGGGAUCUCUAGUAUUUCUUUCAAGAACAAUAAGUUCACUGACAUCGAAAUGGCAAAACUAAAGGUGUACCUAUGCUAUGCUGAAAAUCUUCUAAUUUUUGAAGAAGAUAAGAAAGAAAAAGAGGGAGAAGAGGGAGAAGAUGAAGAAGUAGAAGAAGAUGAAGAAAUAGAAGAAGAAAAUAAAAAAGCAGCCAAAGAAGAAUCAAAAGAAUAGC